CAGCAAGCAAACCUGUCGAUAAACCGUUCCCGUGUUGAUGUAUACGCGCCAUUUUUAUUUUUUUAAAUUCUAUUUUAGUGGACGUUAAAUAAAUUAGAUAAAAUUAAUUAUAAAAAAAUGUGACAAACUCUUAAAUUUUGAAUUUAAAAGUGAAGAAGAAUAAAUUUCUGACCCCGCGCCGUUUCCAUAGUUACAGUUAUAUAUUCACAAUGUAGAGACACGAAACGCAGCGAUCCAUAUACAUGAAGUUACCAACACACGUUGAUCAGCUUUGCUAUAGUCGAUGCUCCCUUGCUUUCAUCUGUUUGCCUUAUACCACAUUAUAUAGGGACGUAAAAUAUUAGUGUUUUUAAGGGUUUCGGUUCGGUUUUUAUUUAAUCAACACACAUUUGGAUAUUACGAAAUGAUACAAGGAGAAUGAAUCAACAACGGGGCCAUAACUCGAAAUACUUCGAAGGGACUUCUUUGAAUACAUCUGCUCAACCCAAAACUAACGCUCCAAAUUUUGAAAGGAAGGGAUUAUGAAAUGAAGGUAUUAUAGGUCCACUUGAUUUCGCGUGAGAGACACGUUCAAUAAUCAAUAACAGUAGAAAUAUUUGAUAAUUUUCAAAUCCUACUUUGAAAAAAAAGCAAUUCUGACAGUUGGUUAUUCCAAAAAGUCAUUAAAUAGAAGAAGAGGAAGAGAAGAAGAAGAAGAAGAAGAAAGAGGAAAAAGAAGCUUUAAAUCUUUGAAGAACGUGUGGUUUAUGAAACCCUGUCUGUCAAGGAAUUUUUCAGUGCAAUAUUAAAUUGAUAACUUACAAUAAUGUGAAAGAAUAUUAUGGACGGAAUUAGAGGAAUCCUGUGACAUUAAAUUUUAAUCGUCUUUGGUGAAAUGGAGACAAAAAUUGACAUACUUCCUUCAAACGAAUCAAAAAAAAUUUCCACAGUGUUGACCACGGAUUUAGAUAUUAUAACAAAGGAAAGAGAGGAAGAAUUAUUAAAUGAUGAUGAGGAUAUUGAUGAAGACGGAGCACUAUCCGAUGACAGUUUACGUUUGAAAUUGUCCGAUGACGAUGAAGUUGAACAGGACGAUGUUGAUUCAACUGAAUGUUCUUAUAAACAACUAAAGGAAGAAGAAUCUAAUGAGGAUAAGAAGUACAAAGAAAAAUUUGCCACAAGUGAAGAAGAAAAAGAUUCACAGCAGGAAGAAUUUUUAUUGCUAGAAAAUACUGAUCUCAAGAAAAAGCAGUCAAGUGAGGGAAAAUCAGAAGAUAAUUUUAAUAUCAAUCAAGGCGAAUUAAUCGAUGAAUUGAGCGAAUCCGUUAAUUUAAAUUCUACAGAAAUUGCACAUGAUCCAGAGAAUCAAGAAAUAAUAAUGAACGGAAACGAUCCACGAUUUUAUCCAAAUUCAAUUAGGCCAAUAUUCGAGAAUCGAUGGAGUCCAUCAAAUCAUCGUAUGCGAAUGGGUUUUAAUAGUCGUCCACCACUGCCUCCUCAUCAAAGAUAUUAUCCAAAUAGUAAUUACAAUAAUUCCGACAUGACGGACUUGAGAUAUUACAAUAAAUACAAACAUUACAAUAGGGUUAGAGGAACGGGUGGUAAACAUUAUCACUAUAAACAAAAAUCGGGAGAUAAGAAGAAUGAUGUUUCGACGAAUGACAAGGGAAACGAUGAUAAACUCGAUUAUACUGCCGAUGAUGAUCUUCUGAAAAGUGUAGAAGAGAAAACGGAAGAAAAGGAAUCUGGUGAGAAAGAAUCUAUCGAAAAUGAUAAAGGGGAGAAUACUGAUCCUAAGGUUGACGAAAUCAAUUCUACCGAACUCGAGAAAAAUGAUAACGAAAAGGAGAAUAUUGCCGAUUCGCAGGAAUGCGAAAAUGUCAAAAGUGUUACAACCGAAUCCACCGAGGACGAUCUUCCCGAUUCAUUGAAAUUAGAUGACGAAACGCCCGUUCAAAGUCCGGAGAAAUCACAAAUUAAUGAAGCAAAUCCGACGAUAUCUGCACCAACGAACGACGAUGAUUCUCAGGAAGAAUCAACUAAAAUAGUUGAUAAUGCCACUGAAAAAUCCGAUUGCAGUGCCGUUGCUAGUGAUAAUAACGAUAAACUCGAUAAUAUUAAAGAAUUAGAUAAAGAAAUUUCUGAAAACGUACAGACUGAAUUAAAAUUGAAUGAUGAGAAGGAAAUUAGUGAGAAAAUAGAUGAAGACUUACCGAAAAAAAGUAACGAUGAAAUGGAUGUGGAGGAGGAAGAAAAUAGUCCAACGUCGAAGAGGGAAGAAAUUAAUGUCUUGAACGAAGACUCCGGAUCGACAAUGGACAACUUGCCAAAAGUCUAUCAGUGUCUAGAGGAAAUCGCAAGUAUGGAAGCUUCGAGAAUUGCCGAAGAAAUGAAGAAAGUUGAGAAAAAAUCUCAAGACAGUGAAAUCGACACUGAGAGUAUAAAAUUAAAAUUAUCUCAAGGUUGUGAUGACACCGAUGGUGAAAAUCAGUCCGAAUCGAAAAUUCCCCCCGAGGAAAAUGAUAAAUCGAACGAUAAACUGAUUGAGAAAAAAUCGGCAGAAAUUGAUGAAAAUUCGAUAGACACUGAAGGAGUAAAAGAACAAAUUGAUAAAGAUGAUAAUAUCGACGAGGAAGAAAUGUCGAAUCUAACAAUUGAAUCCACUGAAUCAGUGAAUUCCUCCUCGAAAAAUAAUGCCGACGAUAAAGAAUCGAUUGAAAAAAUGAAUUUCGACGACAACGCCUGUCAUCCGAAUGAAGAUUCCAAAGAGACAAAUGUCAACCCAACCGAAGUGACGAAAGAAAAAUAUACAAACAGUCUUUACGAUUCUUUACUUGUCAAGAAAAGUGAUAUAAUUAUGGAAGAUAUUAGUAGUGAUAAAUUAGAUGCCAGCAAUGACGUUAGUAAUGACAUUAGCAACGAUAUUAAUUACGAUAUUAGUAACGAUAUUAGUAACGAUGUAAGUAACGACACAAAUGUCGACGUCCAGAUAAAAUUGAGCGAAGAAGAAGAAGAAGAAGAAGAAGAUGAUGAUGAAGAAAGUAAUUCACAAAAUUCUGUCGCAGUUGAAAAAGAGAAAAAUCAACAAAUCGAUGUGAAAUCCCCACAAGAUGAAGAAUCUACAAUCGACGAAAUUGAACCUACGAGUGAUAAAUUAGAAGCAAGCACAACAAAUAUUGAGAAGAUUAAGGAAAUUAUCGGUGUUCAAGAGGAGAAAAUGAUUGUUGACGAUAGUAUCGAUGAGGAGAGUGAGGCUUCCAAGUCGGAAAAGAAAGAAGAAGAGACGGAGAAAAAUUGUGAUGUUGAAAGUUCGAGUGAAAAAGUUGAAAAAUCCACGGAUGUCACAAUGAAAGAUGCAGAAAAAGAACAGAAGGAAAAGAAGCAGGAAAAUUAUCUACGACUGAAAUCGCAAACUGAUGAUACAUUAUUUGCGCCAAAAACAUCUCCGGUUGAAAAUAAAGAAGGUGAAACGAGUGUUCGACAAAAGAGAAGAACGGCAAAAAAUGCCGAGGAACUUAUUAAAACGAAAUUCUUGAAAAGUGACAGCGAAGUGGACAGUGAUGAUUCAGGAAAAUACGUUAGUGUUAAUUACAAGAAACCAAAACUCUCGGUUAAUGCAUCUUCAUCCUUGUCGCCUUCGACAUUGAAGCGAAAUCUCGGCGACGAUGAGGACGACGUUGACAAUGAAAUUGAUUCCCUAGACAGACAAGUGACUGUCAAAAAAUUAAAAAUGUCCGUUGACUCACCGAAAAAAUCAUCAAACGAAUCUCUCUUCUCGUUCAAAAAAGAUGUUAAAAGGGACAUAACCAAGGAUAUCAAAAAUAUUGGCGAUGUAAAGGAUGCAAAGGACACAAAGGACAUAAAAAAGGCAAAGGAUCAAGAGUCCAUUCGUAAUCUUGUUCAUGUUCGUAAAUUUUUCCAACGCGACAUUAAAGGAAAAUUGAAGAAAUUAAAACAAGAGGAAUUGGAAGAAUUACUUAUUCAGAAGAUUGUUGAAACAAUUACAAUGGCUAGUGAAAUUGGAAAAUUACGAGAACAAGCGCGUUUAUCGGAGAAAAAUCAGGAGGCAACGCGUGCCAGAUGUCAACAGCUCGCUAAACAAAUUCAGGACUUUGAAAUGGUUCUCAAGCGCAAUGCAGCCGAUAGAAGUUCGUCUAACGAUAAAUUUGUUGCUCCAAUAAAAAUUAAUCGAUCUGUUGGAUUGCAAGUUAAUUUUAUAUCGGAUCAGGGAAUGCAGAAUAUGAGGCAGAUUCAACAGAAUGCGAAAACUGCAUCAAUGUCAAGUUCCUCAUCAUCAACCUCAUCGUCCAGUGAAGUUGGUACGCCACAUCCGAGGAAGGGAAUAAAAGUGCGAUCGCCUAGACGAAGCGAGAAUAUCCCAUCUGUUGGUCCACCACCACUAAGCACCAUCCCAUCACAAGCACAGAUUCAACCUCCAAUUAUCGCAAAUCCAGUAACACCGGCUGCUUUAGUCUCAACGAAAACUGUUUCUGUUGAAUCUGUAUCUCGCACAAUGCCUCUGCAAUCGAUUAACGCACAACAGCCAGUGAUAUCGAAUGUGAAUAUCCGUUCACCGAAUGUGGCGCAACCUGCAAGCCGUAAAAAAUUAAAUAUGAUACAAGGACUUCAGCAAGUUCAACAAGCUGUUAUUCUUAAUGGAAAUCUUAACGCAAACCGAGUUCCAAACACAACUCCAAUUACCGUUCAAAAAGCAAAGGCCAAUAAUGAUCUCAUUGAUCUUACUGAUGAGGAGGAGAAAACGAAGACCACUGUGAGUACUCCGAUUGUGACAACUGCGACGAUUAUAUCGAAUCAUCCACAAGCGCGGGGAAACAUUAUUCAAAGUAAUGCAACGUCACACUAUCAAAGAGUUAUCCAAGCCAUUCCUACCAGUGUUGCUCUCUCAGGACAAACUACCAACAUCAGGGUGGUUCAACCUAAUAGUCAAACAACGCCUACUGCCUUAGUGAAUAAUAUAAAUGCGUCCAGAAUGUUUGUGAUGCAAAGUGGCGGACAACCAAGACAAAUAUUAAUUACCAACCCUAAUUCGAUAAGACAAAAUACUUCUAGUGGUAAUAGGAACCAAUUUUCGACAAUUACGUAUAAAACAGCGAAUGGAAUUCCAGCUACUGCAAAUGGUACUUUAAGACUUGUAACGACACAAGCAACUGUAAAUGCUCAAAUAACCAAGCAUCCUGCACCAUUACCAGAUUCUGCACCAUGUGAUAAUAAUCCAAAUUGGAAAUUACCUCCUCCUGCCCCUUCGCUCAAGAUCUCGAAAGUAGCUUCCGGAAUAGUCUUGUCUUGGAAUAUGACACUGUCUGAAAAGCAUGCGGAGAUAGUUAGUUAUCAAUUAUUUGCCUAUCAGGAAGUAAAUGGCACGCCGCCUAGUACAUUACUUUGGAAGAAAGUUGGCGAUGUUAUGGCGCUCCCAUUGCCAAUGGCAUGUACAUUAACUCAAUUUUCUGCGGGCAACAAUUAUUACUUUGCUGUUCGAGCCGUUGAUUCACAUUCCAGACUUGGACAGUAUAGCUUACCAGGGAAUAUUUCUUUGUAGAAAAAAUAAAGGGAAGAAAGAACACGAUACAUUUUAAAAAUUCUUCUCAUAAUAAUAAAAAAAAAGUCUUCUUAAUAUUUAUCUCUAAUUUUAUAUUAAAAAUAACGGACUGAAUGAUUUUUUGAGUUUUGUAUGUUUAAUGCGUGAUUUGUAUAUUAGUUACUUUAUUAAUUGAGUUUCAAUAUAGAAAAAAUUAUUAAAAAAACAAAUAUAUUGUCACUUAAUUUUUGAAUGUUCUAAAAUAGAAAAAUCUUAGAGAUAAAUUGAUAUAAAGAAAGAUAAAUUUUUUUUUCUCUUCAAGGAAUUUAAAAAAAAAUGUACGAAUGGAUUUUUAAGUAUGACUUAAAAAUAGUUAUCGAAUUUAAAACGAAUGCAUAAUAUAUCCAUAAGAAUAAUUCUAAGAUUCUCAUUGCCGUGUAAGAUUUUUAGUCAAUGAAUCAAUAACAAUAAAAAUAAUUUGAAUUAA
Messenger RNA from Leptopilina heterotoma, 6002 nucleotides. Its product is annotated as activating transcription factor 7-interacting protein 1. Gene Ontology annotation, cellular component: transcription regulator complex; nucleus. The transcript is spliced from 16 exons. Gene Ontology annotation, molecular function: transcription coregulator activity; protein binding. The coding region runs from base 875 to 5536 and encodes 1553 amino acids. The record is from RefSeq and is a predicted model, not a curated record. Gene Ontology annotation, biological process: regulation of DNA-templated transcription. Lineage: Eukaryota; Metazoa; Arthropoda; Insecta; Hymenoptera; Figitidae.